Molecule: messenger RNA, 1953 nt
Organism: Australozyma saopauloensis
Lineage: Eukaryota; Fungi; Ascomycota; Pichiomycetes; Serinales; Metschnikowiaceae
Exons: 1
Coding region: 1-1953 (650 amino acids)
Source: RefSeq, a predicted model, not a curated record
AUGCAACAUAUCAGAAUCGACACAGAUGAAUUGGCAGAUGUACCAAAUCAAAAGAAAAAUGCGAGCGAGCAAAAACUUGCGCGGAGCCCUAGUCUAGACGUAUCUCACCAAAGCAAAUACCGUCACUUCUUCUUAAAACACUCCGUGUAUUCAUUGAACGGAAAGCCCCUCGAAGUGUCGAUGCAUAACAAGGAACGUCAACUUCAUUCAAACGAUUUCAAAAACGCAGCUUCAGACGAUGUUCCACUGGUUAGGCAAAAGAAAGGAGACUAUGGGAUUGAUGCUGUUGUAACUAAUUGCGACCAAUUGUGUGACAAUCUUAUUGCUGGCGGAUUUCGUAACAGUCCAACAGCGUUGCUCUAUUCAGAUUCAAUUUUCAAUGAAAAACGCCACUUUGUUAUGUGUGCCCGGGACACAUACGAUCGAAGCUAUUUCUAUCUUAUUCCCAUUUUGAAGAGCGUAUUACCCUGUGACCCAUCUGCUUCCUCACUGGCAGACAAAGCAAAAAAGCGGCAUCCUACCUUAGUCGCCAGCACAUUUAGAAGGAAACUUAGAAAUUCAAAGUCGAAAGUACUCAUUCUUUGUCCCGCUGAGUUCAUUUAUUUUCUAUACAACCGAGUAGUCCGCCUAUGCGAAAACACUACUGUUACUAUGUCAUUUGUUCAACCCUCAAGCAGCAUUAAUACCUUGAAAAAGAAUGUCAAUAUAAUCAUCUCCGAUCCAAAUGACAUUAAAGUUGCUGAGGAUUCUAAGUUGCUAACAAGUUUGGAUUAUUUAGUGUUUGACCAUUCUGAUGUCUUAUUUCGAAAGUAUGACAAUGCCCAUCUUGAAAGCAUUGUUGCACUGCUUGAUUCAGAGUGUCACAGAUCAAUGAUUCUUUGUUCUGUAUCGAGAAAAACACUCCAAUUUAUCGGUACUCAUCUUGAAGAUUACGCAGCUGUAUUUUGUGGAGCAUACCCUUCCAUGUCUAUGUUCACCAGACAUACUGUAAUGGAAAGUUCUAACGAAAGUAAACUCGCCAAAGUUGCGAAAAUAAUUCUUUCAUAUCCAGACACACCAAUCAUCAUUUAUGUCAACGACUUGAACAUGAAGCUGACAUUGGUGUACGAAUUAAGGGAAAUGAUAAAACCUACAGGCGCCAUCACGGCAUUUAGUAAAACAACACGUAUAUUAGUGUUAAAGGACAGCCUCACUGGUCUGGAACGAGAGAGCAUACUCUCACAGUUUCAGAAUCUCUCUGAUGCCGUUUUGAUUACAAGUGACUCCGCUGCUGAGGAGGUAGAUUUCAAAGAUAUCCCUGUCUUGAUAAGCUAUGACAUGCCAGAAGACAUUGGAACAUUUUUGGAACGACAUGGUUGCGUAGGACAGACACCUCUUCUUCCGCGUUUCUACUCGUUUCCUCACAAAAGUGACCAGAGCUUGAAAACUAUGCAUGCAGCCUUAAUGCGUGAUUGGGUGGAUAAAGAAGGAUUCAAUAAGCCCUCAGCAAUUUCCUAUUCUUUCUUUAAUGAAGAAAAUAAGCUAAUAGCUGCCGAAAUGAUCAAACUCCUUGAGGAAUGUCAAGAAGUUGUUCCCAGCUUCUUGAGGGAUAUUGCUUCCAAAGCAUCAGAGCCAGAGCUAAGAAAUAUGGUAAGGCCCUACAGUAUAAUGUAUACUCAUAAUGCUUCAGCACCAAAGAUUCCGGCACUUUACAAGGCUCCCAGUCCGUCAACUCCUCCAUCAAUUCUGAUCUUUGCAGGACAUGAAAGCUCUCGAUUUAGAGAAGAGAGCGAUUCACGCUAUCUGAGCAAUAAUCUGCGACUUUCAAACGAGGAUAUUGAUGUUCUUCAUCGAAUUAAUCAAAUGAGUCUAGAAUCUGGAUCUAAUUUAACCUUCACACUUGACCCGUCACGAAUAAUCAGAUUCAAUAAUGAUGGCCAAGCCGACACUCGUGAGGGAGAUCAUGAGCCUUAG